AUGGAUCGUAAUACGCGCCUUCGCGGGUUCUGUCCGAGCUGGCUCCACGUAAGGAAAGGGGCGGAUGGCGAUAAUCGUUUUCGCGGAGUUUCUGACACAAUCAUUGUAAUUCAACAUAGACUCGAUGAUGAUGAUGUAGAUGAAAUUUCAACAAAUACGGUAGACACCGAAACUCUAGCACUCAUGUAUGAAGCUGACUAUAGUGCAAUGUACAUGCCAGAAUUUAUGGAUAUGCCUAAUGUCGGUGACUACAAAUUUAACUCAUCAGUCAAUGAUGGAAAGUUAUAUAAAGUAAUGGAGUUUCCAUGCAAAGAAGAAGUGAUGAUGGAAAUUAAGAGUUACAACAUUCGUAAUUAUGUUCAGUCCAGAGUGAACCGUUUUACCACCGAAAAGAGGAGCGGCCUUCGCACGGGAAAACAAGUGUCAGAUGUGAAAAAUGUUACGCACUCAUCGAUCUCCGAUGUCAAAUCGAGUCGUUCCGAGAAGAAACUAAGGAUGGAACCGGAUACCGAGAACGGGAAUGCUGAGAAAGAAGUUUGUUUAGAAACAGAUUCCAUAAGGGAAGAUGUCGGUUUAGGAACGGAGCAAUCAAGUGGUUCGCGUAGGAAGGAGAAGAGGAAUGACAUUUCCUCCGUUGAUGAAAAGCAAAGUGAUUCUCUCGUUGAAUCUGAAGCCAACCCAUUAAUGAAGGAUACAAUUUCGGAAAGAGAUUCAAGCGUGCGGACCCCGGAGAGUCCAUUGAAUGAACAAUCGGCUCUUUCAGAAACGAAUCCAAAGAGUAAAAUGGCUAAAUAUGGGGAAUUGGAGGACUUGAAUGCAAAAGAUGGGGAAGGGAACUCUUUGAUAGAUGAAAAGAAGGUAAGCUUUUCUUGUUUGGAAUCCAAAAUGAGUGUUAGUUUAGAGUCUGGGCUGAAGAAGAAAGGGGAAAGCUCAGGCUUAGAGAUUCUGGAAAGUUGCAGUUUAGGGUCUCGGCUGAAGGAGAGUCAAUUGAAUGAACAAUUCGCCCAUUCCGAUUCGAAACAAAAGAGGGAGGAUGUUGAGAUAGAAACCAAGAUGGAAGAACUUGUUCCCUCACCCUUGAAUUUGGCUGUCACAAAACACAAUGUUACACUAACAGCUAAUGCUUUUCCUUUGAACUUGGCAGUCACAACAGACGAUGUUAUACCAACAGCUAAGGUUUCAGAGGUAACAUUGGGCAACAGCACAGCUUUUGCAAAAGAUGAUGUUACACUAGAAUCUAAUGUUUCUCUUUUGAACUUGGCUGUCGCUGAAGAUGAUGCUACACCAAGAGCUAAUGUCAAAGAGAACAAUUUCUCACCAACGUUGCACCCUUCAUUUCAAAGAAAUUGUAUUAGCCGUCCUAAGAAAAAGCUUCUUGUUCUUGAUUUGAAUGGAAUUCUUGUAGAUGUUGUUCAAAUACCAUGUAAACUCGAGCCACAUGCCAUAGUGAAUGGGAAAGGAGUUUUCAGGAGACCUUUUUGUGAUGAAUUUCUCGACUUUUGCUUUAUGACAUUUAAUGUCGGAAUCUGGUCAUCAAGAGUUCAUAAAAAUGUGACGGGGGUGCUUGAUCUUCUUAUGAAUGAAGAACAGAGACGUGAACUGGUUUUCUGUUAUGGCCGAAAUCUGUGUACAAUGACAAAAUUCAAAACCCUUGAGAAUGAGGACAAACCACUUGUUUUGAAGGAACUUAGAAAAUUAUGGGAUAAGCAAUUACCUAACAUUCCAUGGAAGAAGGGAGAGUAUGAUGAAUCAAACACACUUUUGUUGGAUGAUUCUCCAUAUAAGGCUUUGCGAAAUCCUGCAAAUACUGCUAUAUUUCCAUAUCCUUAUCAAUACACAGAUGCUGCAGAUUGUUCAUUAGAACCUGGAGGAGAUCUUCGAAUAUAUCUUGAACGGUUAGCUGAAGCAGAUAAUGUGCAGAAGUUCAUUGAGCAAAAUCCAUUCGGGCAACCAGCUAUUACAGAGGCAGAUCCACAUUGGGAUUUCUAUUCUCAAAUUAUAGAAAAUGAGACAUUGCAAGCUCGUUGGUCUCCCAGAAAUCAGAGAAGCAGGAGCAGGUCUCCCAGAAACCGAAGAAGCAGGAGCUGGUCUCCCAGAAACCGAAGAAGCAGGAGCAGAUCUCCCGGAAACCAGAGUAACAGGAGCAGGUCUCCUGGAAACCAGAGUAGCAGGAGCAGGUCUCCCGGAAAACAGAGUAGCAGGAGCAGGUCUCCCAGAAACCGAAGAAGCAGGAGCAGGUUUCCCGGAAACCGGAGUAGCAGGAGCAGGUCUCCCGGAAAUCAGAGAAGCAGGAGCAGGUCUCCCAGAAGUCUGAGGAGCAAGAGCAGGUCUCCCAGAAGUCUGAGGAGCAGGAGCAGGUCUCCCAGAAAUCGGAGAAGCAGGAGCAGAUCUCCCCAUUUUAAGCAUACAGAUGAAUUCAGUGGUGAAAAUAAGAGAUUGGUGAAGGGACAGAUGCCAUUCUGUUUUCACUUCCGUCGAGGCAAGUGCUACCGUGGAAUGUCUUGUCGUUAUUUGCACCAUGAUUCAGGCAAGAGUUACGAAUCAAGGUGGGAAAGGAGCAAACAGCAGUAUCUGGAGUUGCCUCAUACUUCUAGGACUAACAAUGCUUGUGAAGAGAUCAGGCAGAGUUCUGAGAAAAGAGAAGAUUCUGGUGAUGUAGGUGCCCAUUUUCAAGAUAAUCAAUCGAAUGAGUAUCACAUGGUUAAGUCUGCUAGAUCUAGAGACACCCCGACCUCUUUAUUUGAAACACAUUUGUUAGAAAAUAAGCAGGAAACGCCUAAUCCUUUCGGUUAUGAGAAUUGUCUGAGAAGCAGGGGCAGAUGUCCUAGUUUUAAGUGUACAGAUGAAUUCAGUGGUGAAAAUAAGGGACAGGUGAAGGGACAGAUGCCAUUCUGUUUUGACUUCAGUCGAGGCAAGUGCUACCGUGGAGUGUCUUGUCGUUAUCUGCACCAUUAUUCCGGAAAGAGCUAUGAAUCGAGGUGGCAAAGGAGCAAACAGCAGCAUCUGGAGUUGCCUCAUGCUUCUAGGACUAAUAAUGCUCGUGAAGAGAUCAGACAGAGUUCUGAGAAAAGAGAAGAUUUUGGUGAUGUAGGUGUUCAUUUUCAAGAUAAUCAAUCUAAUGAGUAUCUCAUGGUUAAGUCUGAUAGAUCAAGAGGCAUCCCGGCCUCUUUAUUUGAAACACACUUGUUAGAAAACAAGCUGGAAUCACCUAAACCUGUCAGUUAUGAGAAUUUUCAAGAAGCAGCUGCAAAAUCUCAAAAUCUAUCAACUAUUGAUAGCUCCUCAGUUGGCAAUAUGGAUACGCUAAAGCCAUGUGGUAAUGCUUCUCAGGAAGUACUUAUUUCUUUCUCCAAUCCUUUAGAUCCAGUGUGUCAAAAUGCUAAUUGCCAACCUCCACAAUCAGAUAACCAUGUCUGAUUCAUUACCAUGUAAAUCUUCAACUUCCCCACUAAAUAGACUUCCAGAAAGUAUUGUUCAUCCACAUGCAAUUUAGCUCCAUAACCAUCCUUUCCAUAUAUCCCCUUCCGUCCUAUGCUCACAUGUUAAAGAUAAUCCACAUACGAAAGAGGAGCAAACUUCAUCUUCUAUGUUUAAUCUUCUGGGGAAAGCGUUCCAUCUUACAUGUUACCUUGCCAAGAGUCUAAUUUUGCUUACAGCCAAAUUUGUCUUUAACUUACUCACCUUCAUCUCCAUCUCCACCACAAUUACUGGAUUUAACCGCAACUUCCACCAUUUCUUCAUUUUUUCAGCGGAGUUACUUUCCUCAGAGGAAUGAUUUUGGUUCCCAGAUUAUCCCUAGACCUUAUCUUACUGAAUUGCAUGCCUGUUCUCAAGCUGAUGGGUUUCAACAGCGAGCCUAUCCACCAAUUCAGGAUGUUAAUCAACCUAUCUUGCAGGCUUCUUUGCCUGUUUUGUAACCUGCCUGGAGCUCCUAGUUUGUCGAGAGAUGAUGGCUUAACACAACCUCCAAUACGGAAUAUUAUUGCUUCAAAUUUUCCCAGGGCAACACUCAUCGUCAUACUUCUGCCCUGUACAAAACAGUUGCUGGGAAACAAAAUGCAACCAGGUGGAUUUCUUACUCAUCUUCAUAUAUUUAUCACUAUGCCCAGCAGCAACCACCACACAGUUCAUACCACCCUAUGACUGAUGGUAUUUAUAAUCUUGGUGGAAAGAUGAUUCUUCUUUGUAAGUUCCACCAAAUAUUGGGGACACAUCAUCCCACCGAGUUGACAUUUGGAGGAUCGAGUAGUUCAAUUCAUAACCCAAAUACAUGUACUCUUGUUCAGCCAUUGAACACCAAACACAUUUCCGAUAUUCUCCAGCAAGAAAAAGAUAUAGCCUACAGUAAGACUCCUUUCAGCUUGGCUCAUCAUCCUCUUUUUGAUAGCAUUGAGCCAUCUUUUUGUUUAUCGAGAAAUAAAUAUGUAUUCCAAUGUUGGAAGUAACAAGUGACUGACAUUUUAUUGGGGCUUAGGUGUUCCAACAUACCACUGAGAAUGGCUAAUAGUGAUGUGUAGAUAAGUCUGCAGGGAAGAGCAAAGAUUCCAGAUACAUGAAGCAUUUAGAGGAUGUUCUGCCUGCCCUUUCGUUUGCAUUUUUUUUUUGAUGUUUCAUUUUUGUUGGAUUGUAUCUCUUUCUGUCUGGGAUCAUUUGAUCCUCACUAGGGGCUUACUAUUUAAUGAAAUGUACUAAUAGUGAAAAGUAA
Molecule: messenger RNA, 4705 nt
Organism: Hibiscus syriacus
Lineage: Eukaryota; Viridiplantae; Streptophyta; Magnoliopsida; Malvales; Malvaceae
Exons: 9
Coding region: 1-3417 (1138 amino acids)
Molecular function (GO): metal ion binding; phosphoprotein phosphatase activity
Source: RefSeq, a predicted model, not a curated record